This is a messenger RNA of Ipomoea nil (Japanese morning glory), 2759 nucleotides long. RefSeq names its product exocyst complex component SEC10-like. NCBI's taxonomy places the organism in Eukaryota, Viridiplantae, Streptophyta, Magnoliopsida, Solanales, Convolvulaceae. The record is from RefSeq and is a predicted model, not a curated record. Gene Ontology annotation, cellular component: cytoplasm; exocyst. The transcript is spliced from 27 exons. Bases 170 to 2605 code for a protein of 811 amino acids. Gene Ontology annotation, biological process: Golgi to plasma membrane transport; exocytosis.
UUUCAUAUAUUUUUGGGCAAACCAGCCAUAACUCAGUCCUGCAUUUCAGUUGUUAUUCUUCCUGAGAUUUCAUUCCCCUUCCUGAUUUGCAGUUGGUUGGAUCUUCAUCUUCUUCCUUCGUCUCCUGAAUCCCUAAUAAUCAUUUCAGUGUCUCUGCAUUUCUCUUUAGAUGAAAGAGACUAGAGAUGGAAUGAAGGCUGACAGGUUGUCAAAGUCUGACUCUUAUCCACUUGUUCUGAACAUUGAUAACUUUAAGGGGGAGUUUUCAUUUGAUGCAUUAUUUGGAAACUUAGUGAAUGGGCUAUUGCCUGAUGAAGAAAAAGAUUCAUCUGAAGGGCAUGGCAUUGUUUCUGGAAGAAAGGCAGUUCAAGGGCAGUUAAAUCCCCUGUUCCCGGAAGUUGAUGCUUUACUAGAUUUAUUUAAGAAUUCUUGUACGCAAUUGAUUGAUCUCAGAAAGAAGAUUGAUGGGAAGCUUAACAAUCUCAAGAAAGAAGUUUCUGUUCAAGACUCAAAGCACAAGAAAACGCUUUCAGAGCUAGAGAAAGGUGUAGAUGUCUUGUUUGAUAGCUUUGCACGUUUGGAUUCUCGUAUAUCUAGUGUGGGUCAAACUGCAGCCAAAAUUGGAGAUCAUCUACAGAGUGCAGAUACACAGCGAGAAAAUGCUAGUCAAACUAUAGACCUUGUAAAGUACUUGAUGGAGUUUAAUGGUAGUCCUGGAGAUUUGAUGGAACUCUCUCCUUUAUUCUCUGAUGAUAGUCGUGUUGCUGAGGCUGCUUCAAUUGCACAGAAAUUGAGAUCAUUUGCUGAGGAAGAUAUUGGUGGACAAGGUAUGGCUGCCUCAUCAGUGGCUGGGAAUGCAACAGCAAGUAGAGGAUUGGAAGUUGCUGUUGCUAACCUCCAAGAAUACUGCAAUGAGUUGGAAAACAGAUUGUUAUCCCGUUUUGAUGCAGCAUCUCAACGACGGGAGUUGUCUACAAUGGCAGAAUGUGCUAAAAUUUUGUCAAAGUUUAACAGGGGUACUAGUGCCAUGCAACACUAUGUUGGAUUGCGUCCAAUGUUUGAUUUGGCAGUCAUGAAUGCAGAUGCCAAACAAGUUUUUGGUGAUCAGGAAUCCCAACCUAACCCUACCAAUGUUGCCCAGGGUCUUUCUUCAGUGUACAAGCAAAUUACAGACACUGUGAGAAGAGAAGCAGCCACUAUAACGGCAGUAUUUCCUUCACCAAAUGAUGUCAUGUCAAUAUUGGUCCAGCGGGUUUUAGAAGAUCGAGUUCCAAAUCUUCUAGAGAAACUCUUAAUGAAGCCAUCCCUUGUUAAUCCACCUUCCAUAGAGGAAGGUGGACUUGUACUGUAUCUCAUGUUAUUGGCUGUGGCAUAUGAGAAGACACAGGAGCUUGCUAGAGAUUUGCAUGGGGUUGGGUGUGGCGACCUGGAUGUUGAAGGCCUAACAGAAUCUCUGUUCCUCCCACACAAGGAUGUUUAUAUCGAGUAUGAACAGGCAUCUCUCAGACAACUUUACAAAGCUAAGAUGGAGGAGCGGCACGCUGAAGGCCAGCAAUCUUCUGAGUCAUCUGGGACAAUUGGACGCUCUAAGGGUGCUUCAAUGACAUCCUCCCACCAGCAAAUAUCCGUUACUGUGGUGACAGAGUUUGUGCGAUGGAAUGAAGAAGCAAUAUCUAGGUGCACUGUGUUUUCAUCACAGCCUUUAGCACUUGCUGCCUAUGUUAGAGCUGUUUUCACCUGCCUUUUGGACCAAGUUAGUAUAUACAUUACUGAAGGCCUUGAGAGAGCCAGGAACAGCCUAACUGAAGCUGCAGCUUUAAGGGAAAGAUAUGUUAUAGCAAGUAGCGUUAGUAGAAGAGGUACUUCUAAUGCAGAAUCUGCUGCUGCUGCUGGUGAAAGCAGUUUCAGAACUUUCAUGGUGGCUGUUCAAUGUUGUGGAAGCAGUGUGGCUAUUGUGCAACAAUACUUUGCCAACUCAAUAUCUCGUCUUUUAUUACCCAUUGAUGGUGCCCAUGCUGCUGCCUGUGAAGAAAUGGCAUCGGCUUUGUCUAGAGCAGAGAGUUGUGCUUAUAAGGGGCUUCAACAAUGCAUUGAAACUGUUAUGGCUGAGGUGGAACGUUUGCUAUCAACGGAACAGAAGGCUACAGAUUAUAGGUCAGCUGAUGAUUGCAUUAUCCCAGAUCAUCGGCCAACCAUUGCCUGUGCAAGAGUUGUUGCUUACUCAUCCCGAGUACUUGAAUCUGCAUUUACUGCACUAGAUGGGCUAAAUAAACAAGCAUUUCUUACUGAAGUGGGGAAUCGUCUCCAUAAAGGGUUGCUUAAUCACUGGCAGAAGUUUACUUUUAAUCCUAGUGGAGGGUUGCGCAUGAAACGUGAUAUAACAGAGUAUGGGGAGUAUGUGCGUGGGUUCAAUACUCCUCCAGUGGAUGAGAAAUUUGAAAUGCUGGGCAUCAUGGCAAAUGUGUUUAUUGUUGCUCCUGAAAGCCUGUCCUCUCUAGUUGAGGGAACCCCAAGUAUCAGGAAGGACGCACAGAAGUUUAUUCAGCUUCGAGAUGACUACAAGAGUGAAAAGCUUGCCUCCAAACUCGCCUCCUUGUUUGCCUAAGACUACUCACAACUCAAACUGUCGCCAUUAUGUCAUAGCUGACUAUAUUAUUAUCUCCAUAACUGUCACUGUGUAGUUAAGUUAGGCAACACAAUUCUGAUAUCAUCCCACACAAGUGGUGGUUUGUUGGAAAGUAAUUAUUUUUUUUACCUCU